Messenger RNA from Magnusiomyces paraingens, 594 nucleotides. RefSeq lists its product as uncharacterized. The coding region runs from base 1 to 594 and encodes 197 amino acids. The record is from RefSeq and is a predicted model, not a curated record. NCBI's taxonomy places the organism in Eukaryota, Fungi, Ascomycota, Dipodascomycetes, Dipodascales, Dipodascaceae. The transcript has 2 exons. Gene Ontology annotation, biological process: mitochondrial electron transport, cytochrome c to oxygen.
AUGAUUUCUAGACAAUGCGUCCAACGCCUACUAACAGUGAGCAGUAGAAGAACCGCCAUGAUGUCGCGUUUUUAUAGCUCAGCAGGACCAGUAAAAUCUUCGUCAACAACAGCUACGCGCAAGCGACGCGAAGAAGCUCAAGCUCUGCGGGAUUCGUUCAAAUUCAAUUUAAUUGACAAUGGCGAGGAAGAUGACGAGACGCUGCGUCAGAAAAAGCUUAAACGCACCUACGAACCUAAUCCUGAGGUACCUAUUCUUGAUAAUUUGGCUUCGCGUUGGGACAAGAUGGAUUCUUUGGAUCAGGAAGAAAUUGUGCUUUAUCUUGAGGACCGUAUGCGUGGAGACUGGAAGGAAAUGUCUGAUUUAGAAAAGAAGUCUGCUCUCUUUGUUGCUUAUGGUCCCUGGGGCCCCCGUGCUCAAACAAAAGACUCGCGUUCUGGUUAUGAGAUUUUUGUUAAAAUUGUUCUUGUUUCUAUGAUACUUGUUGGAGGUUACCAGAUUGCAAACAGAAAGGCUGGUUACUUUAACCCCCCAUUGCUUGAAAAUGCCAAUUCUACAGUCCCUGAACAAAAGGAAGAGCAACAAAAGAAUUAA